This is a messenger RNA of Naegleria gruberi, 1815 nucleotides long. Its product is annotated as acid phosphatase. NCBI's taxonomy places the organism in Eukaryota, Heterolobosea, Eutetramitea, Acrasida, Naegleriidae. The record is from RefSeq and is a predicted model, not a curated record. Gene Ontology annotation, biological process: dephosphorylation. Bases 1 to 1782 code for a protein of 593 amino acids. The transcript has 3 exons. Gene Ontology annotation, molecular function: phosphatase activity.
AUGAUUCUUCUCAAAGUAACAACAGCAAUACUGUUACUUCUUGGCAACAUUUCUCAUGCUAAAAUUGUUCAAGUUCAAGUUUUAUCUAGACAUUGUGAUCGUUCUCCAGUUUCUCAAUAUCAAAUUCCGACGGAUCCUUGGGAUUGGCAAGGAUUUUUAGCCAAAUAUUCGUAUAGUGAUGGUGUUUCUCCUUCAAUUCAGAUUCCUUUCGGCCAAGGACAAUUAACUGGACUGGGUCUUCAACAAUGCUUUCAAGUUGGUAAACAUUUUAGAAAUAGAUACUUGUCAAGAUUUAUGAAUAAUACCCAGAAUAAUGGAGUGAAUGAAAAUCCAAAUGUCAUUAGUAAUUUAGUUUAUCCACAAAACAAUCAAAUGGAUACCACCACUGCUCACUGGAAUCCUCAGGACUUUCGUUUCUAUGCUACCAAUUAUGAUAGAACAUUAUUUUCAGUAUUCAGCAUUGCACAAGCAAUGUUUCCGAAUGGAUAUGGACCACUGAGCGAUAUUUCAUUGAAUGGACAAGUGAAUGCAAUGCCACAAGGAAUGCAACCAAUUCCAAUUCAUACUCAAACAUCAACCAAUGAAAUUUGGAUGUCUGGCUAUGGCAAAUGUCCAACUAUUGAUCUCAACAAUGAGGAAAAUCAACAAAGUAGUGAAUAUUUGAAAAUGAUUGCCGAUUUUAAACCAUAUUUGAAAAUUAUUUCUAACUUGACUGGUAUUCCAUUUGAGAAUGGGUUGAUUACAAUGAAUAGUCAAAAAUCAUUCCUAUCAAACAUUUUCUCGAAUACUGAAAGCAAAGAUGAAACAAGAGUUCCAUUCUACAAAUAUCUUGCUAGCCCAGAAGAUGCUCCAACACAACAAGAAUCCACACUAUCAAGCUAUCCACAAUUUACAACACCAAUUGAUUUUUCAAACUUCUACUUGGUUUUGGAUUUACUCAAUGUUCAAUACUCACACAAUCAACUCAAUUUGAAGGGAAUUUUGGAUAUUUGGGAAAAGAUUCUACAAAUUGGAGAUGCUUCAACCUAUAGUACCUUCUCAAGAAAGGUUCAAGGCACUUUGGGAGGUGGUCCACUCGUUCAAAAGAUGAUUGUUGAAAUGGAAAAGAUGAUUAGCUCUCUCAGUGGUUUGAAGGCAGACAAGCAAGCAGAUAAUUAUGGAGCUGAUCCUGAUGAAAGUAAGACAGUUCCAUACAAGUAUGUUCAUUACAGUGCUCACGACGUGACAAUCUUAUCCCUUAUGGCUGCUCUCAAACUCUCUGAUGACUAUCCUCAAUUGAGAGCAAUUCCACCGUAUGGAUCUCAAAUCUUAUUUGAACUUCAUCAAAGUGACAAUGUACCAGCUGGUCAAAAACCAACCCUUGACGAUUUUUAUAUUAGAAUCAGAUAUAAUAGAGGCUUUUCUGAUGAUAGUUUCACAGAGUAUAGUUUGAUUUCUCUGGCUGGAACUGGUUGCAAACCAGGAAAGGAUUCUAAUUUCAAUUGUUCCUAUUCUAAUUUCAAGAGUGUUUGUCAAGCUGAUGCCAUUCCAAAAGAUUGGUGCUCUGAAUGCAAGAAUACUAAGGCAGACAUUUGCGUUAGAGCUUUAUAUGAAAAGGAAAGAUCACUAACUACUAUCAUGCUUGUAAUUCUUCCAAUCAUGGGAGGUUUAUUAUUGAUUCUUUUGGUCUUAAUUGCCAUCAUUCGUUUGAGAAGCAGUAAACUGUCAAGAAUGGUCAGAGGAACAGCUGAUACCACAACCAUCAAUAGUGAAAGUGCAACUCUCUAUCAAACUCUUCAUUAAAAUCAAUUCAAUUUCUCAAUUAGAUGAUUCUUG